Molecule: messenger RNA, 3941 nt
Organism: Chinchilla lanigera (long-tailed chinchilla)
Lineage: Eukaryota; Metazoa; Chordata; Mammalia; Rodentia; Chinchillidae
Gene: Il17re
Product: interleukin 17 receptor E
Exons: 15
Coding region: 1585-3462 (625 amino acids)
Molecular function (GO): interleukin-17 receptor activity
Source: RefSeq, a predicted model, not a curated record
GAAAGAAGGCUUCCUAACCCAUUGUUAGUGUGGACAGACCACCUUUUCCUCUCUUCAGAUCCUACUGAUUUGUUUGCAGAGAUGGGCUCCAAGGCUAAAAGGGGGACCCUUGUUGGUUCUGUGAGCACAGGAAGACGCAGCCCUGGGAAGGAUGAGCUUGGGGUGACAAAGCCUUGGGUUGCGAGGGCCCCGCAAAAGUGCAACUUCCUGGGCUACAGACUUUGACCUUGACCAAAUCACUUUCCCUCCUGCUUCCUUGUUUUUGUCUUUAUGAAAACAGUCAUUCUCACCUGUCUCAUAAGGUAGUUAGAAGGAUCUAAUAUGAAAGUGUUCUGAGAAAUGUGAAAGGGGCAAAGUAUUUAGAUGAAAUGUAUCAUAGUCUACAUUUAUUCAACUGCAGAGCAUCUGUGUCAGGACUCCCACUACCAAGCAUUAGAGAAAAGUAAAGACUAAGAAAUAUACCUCUUAAUGAACGAAAAAGCUGGAGAAUAUUUUUAGGAUAAUGGUAGGAUGGGGCCUUCAGAGAAAGGACCUGAGGAUUUAGGAAUGGAAGUGGCCGAAAGCAGGCUGUGGUCAGGUUACUGAAAGGUGAGCAGGACUGAGUCGUAGAGGCACAAUAACAACAUAUGGAGGCCUCAACCUGGCAGGGCGCCCAUCUUUCCUUCCACUGUGGGUGUCAGCAAGGUGAGGGCUGAAGCUGCUCAAGUACUCCAUGGGGAAGGAAGCUGUGGGAUGAUGGGGAGGGUCCCCCCACAGGCUGGAGCCUCAUCAGCCUUCUCCUGCACCGGAAACCACAGGAAACGAGGUCAGUGCGUGGGGACACUCCCUCUGCUCCAGCACUCGCUGUGGCUUGGUCUUCCUGACCUUGCUGUCUGAUUAGUAGGUCCUUGAAGCUAUGAACCCCUUUGGCAUGGAGCCUUUUGCCCCCAAGAGCUGGAUCAGGCUUUGUGUACAGAGAGAAAGCUGGGUUAUAGUCCUGAAAUCAGCCAGGUGGGGGAGCAAGGGUACUUUUAGGGUCAUGAGAGGUUUAUUUGCACCCUGUGGUGCAUUUUUCUUUGGGCACAACAUUAAAUGAUGUGUCAGUCACCUCUGCAUCUUCAGCACCCAGGGCAAUGCAGUGCUUACUAGCUCUGUUAACUCUUUAAGUGAGGGGAUGAAGCAGUGUCUUUAGAGGAAACUCAAAUUUCAGAGCAUGUUAAUGGGCGGGUCAGAUCUGCAGGGUGUUUUGGUUAAAAAAUGGGUACACCACCCCCCAAACUGGUGCCAGGCCCUUUCCUGUUACUUCUGUGCCGUACCAAGCCCCCUCGUCUUUCAGGUGGGAGCAGUAGGGUUUUCUAGGGAACAAGGUGCAUCUAUCCAUCUGUGGUUGGCCCCUCCAUUCCUUAGUUUGUCUGCUUGGAGAAGGAAUGUGGCCAGGCCUGCUGGUUAGGGUUGAGGAGGAGCUUUGGGGUAGGGCGGGGCCGGGGCGGGAUAAAGCCAGGGCUUCUGUCUGGCACUGUGCUCCCAGCAGCUGCACGGCAAGGCCUGUUGCUCACUUUCAGACCACAAAGCCAUGCUCUGGGUGCCCUGAUCCCACAGAAGCCCAUGGGGAGCCCCAGACUGGCAGCCUUACUCCUGGCUGUCCUCCUGCUGCCCACUGGCCUCUCUCCCUCUGCUGAUAUUGGCUGUGGCUAUCUGCCUCACAGGAUCACCCGCUGUCUACUGGCCUCUCACAAGGAUGAGAGGUUUGCUGGCCAUCAGUGGGGCUGGUUCCACCUCCUGGUGCUGAGAUCCAAAAAGUCUUACAAGUUCAAGUUCUGCCAGGGACACAGGAUGCCAGCAUCUCCUCAGAGGAAGCUGCUAAGCAGCAGUGUUCUGUCUGAGAAGGGGCUCCCAAUUUCCAUCUCCCAUAAGAGGCUACGCUACAGAAGGACCCAGCCUUCAGAUCCAGGGGCAGUGGGCUCACCGAGGCGUGGAGGACCUGAGUUCACCUUUGAGUUGCUGCCUGAGGCCCGGGCUAUUCGGGUGACCAUUCCUCCAGGCCCAGAGGUCAGUGUACGUCUCUGUCAUCAAUGGGCACUCGAGUGUGAAGAGCUGAGCAGUCCCUUUGAUGCCCAGAAAACUGUGGCUGGGGGUUGCACUUCAGACCUGCCUUAUGAAUUCCUUCUGCCCUGUCUAUGCAUAGAGGCAGCCUACCUGCAAGAGGACACUGUGAGGCACAAAAAAUGUCCCUUCCAGAGCUGGUCUGAAGCCUAUGCCUCUGACCUCUGGAAGUCAGUGCACUUCACUGACCACAGCCAGCACAAUCAGAUGGUCAUGGCCCUGACACUCCACUGCCCACUGAAGCUAGAGGCCUCCCUCUGCCAGAGGCAGGACCAACACAGCCCCUGUGAAGACCUCCCCAAUGCUACAGUUCGAGAGUCAGAAGGAUGGUAUGUUUGGGAGAAGGUGGACUUGCAUCCCCAGCUCUGCUUUAAGUUCUACUUUGAAAACAGCAGUCAUGUUGAAUGCCCCCAUCAAAGUGGGUCUCUCAUGUCCUGGAAUGUGAGCACAGUCACCCAGUCUCAGCAGCUGAUCCUGCACUUCUCCUCGAGGACACAUGCCACCUUCAGUGCUGCCUGGAGUUACCCGGGCUUGGGGCUGGACACCACCGUGUCCCCGGUGUACAGCAUCAGCCAGACCAAGGACCCAGGCCCAGUGACAGUGGACCUCAUCAUCCCCUUCCUGAGGCCAGGGGGCUGUGUCCUGGUGUGGAGAUCCGACGUCCAGUUUGCCAGGAAGCGCCUCUUGUGUCUGGAGGCCCCUCGAAGACGCCUAGGGCUCUUGACCCUGGCGCUGCUGGGCCUCUCCACCCUCCUGAUUGUUGUUCUGGUCCUCCCCUGUCGGCAGCUGCUGCCAGGCCCUAACCGCGCGCGGCCAGUGCUGCUCCUCCAUGCCGCGGACUCGGAGGCUCAGCGGCGCCUGGUGGGAGCGCUGGCCGAGCUGCUGCGGGCCGCGCUGGGCGGCGGGCGCGACGUGAUCGUGGACCUGUGGGAGGGCGCGCGCGUGGCGCGCGUGGGCCCGCUGCCCUGGCUCUGGGCGGCGCGGGCACGCGUGGCACGGGAACGUGGCACCGUGCUGCUGCUGUGGAGCGGCAUGGGCCGCAGCCAGGCCAGCGAGCCGGACCCCCUGCGCGCCCUGCUCUGCGCGGCUCCACGCCCGCUGCUGCUGGUUUACUUUAGCCGCCUCUGUGCCAAGGGCGACAUCCCCCGGCCCCUGCGCGCCCUGCCGCGCUACCGCCUGCUGCGAGACUGGCAGCGCCUGCUGCGAGCGCUGGGCGAGCGACCUUGCCCCGCGGCCACCCUCGGGGGCCGCCCCAGGGCCCGGCGCGGCCUACGGGGCCGCCUGGAGCUGUGCCGCCGCCUGGAGCUCGAGGCCCAGCUUGCCCGCCGAGGCCCCGCAGAGCCCCGCCGCGGUCCCUCAGGACUCUGGCCACCGCCGUAGAGGCAUUGGCUGGAGCCCCAGCUUGAGCCCUCUAAUCUGAGUCCUCAAGGCGCCCCUGAGGACUGCUGGGAAAAGCCUUCUUGUCGGCUUCCCAGCUCAGGAGGCCCACCAGGCCCUGCUGUACAGCUUCCUCAUACCUGAUGCCGCCGCGACCGGAGAGAGAUGUCCCUUGGUGCGGCGCACCUCCCCCCCCCCGCCCCGCCCCGUCCUCUCCCCAGAGCUCCUAAAGGACAGCAGUCGCCAUGGCUUUAGUCCCGCUGGAGGCUGGAGAGUCCUGGCAGGGUUGGGAAAGCAGCAGCCGGGUGAGAAACCCCCUUGGGGGCCAAGGUUCUGGUUUCCCAGACCCAGGCCCUGCCCACAUUGGAGAAAGAGGAAGGACUCGACUAGGGAAGAAGUUUUGGCGCAGGGUGGCCCAGACAAAGGGGAAUGGGGCAAAAGACAGAGAUCCAGAAAGACAAUAAAGGUGAUAAAUGGAGGAA